Branchiostoma belcheri (Belcher's lancelet) is the source of this 1300-nucleotide messenger RNA. Its product is annotated as craniofacial development protein 1-like. The coding region runs from base 107 to 1045 and encodes 312 amino acids. The transcript is spliced from 10 exons. The record is from RefSeq and is a predicted model, not a curated record. Lineage: Eukaryota; Metazoa; Chordata; Leptocardii; Amphioxiformes; Branchiostomatidae.
AUGGUUUUGCCUCAGGUCAUACAGGGAGCACGUUUCAUUACCUGCAAAGGUGAAGCAAAAACGUCAUAAGAUAAUUCUUACAGACUGAGAGUGACUUGACACCACGAUGAGUGACUCUGAAGACCAGUUCUCCUCAGACAGUGAGGAUGAGGACUAUGUACCAUCAGGUGGUGAGAUGAGUGAAGACUCAGAACCAGAAGGUGAGGAAGAAGACGGAGAUUUCAAACCCAAAGGGAAGAAGGCUGCAAAAAAAGGGCAGAAGAAAAACAAAUCUAGUCUUCCUGUCAGACAAAGUAAACGUGGAAUGCAGUUUACAGAAGAAGAUGAGGAAGAUGAGGAAGAUAAACUGAGUACUGAAGAAGAAGAAGAACAAGAAGAGGAGAGAAAAGAAGAACCAGAAGAGCCUAAGGUUGAGGAACAAGUAGAGAAGAAGAAGGCUGAUGACUUGUGGGCCAGUUUCCUGAAGGAUGUGGGGGGACCCCCUGCACGGCCUAAGACAUCUUCAGCAGGAGGGCUGGGCAGCCUAACACAGAAGACCAGCAGUGUGGCUGCCUCUACAUCCCAGACCCAAGCCAAGCCCAAGUCCAAAGUCACAGUAACAAAGGUGUAUGACUUUGCCGGAGAAGAAGUCAAAGUGUCAGAAGAGGUGGAUGCAGACUCUGUAGAGGCCACGAGCACUCCCCCUGAUGAGAAGACCACAGACAGCAGCAGUACCAACAGUGGUCCUGUACCACAGCAGUCCAGCAGUACAGCGGUACCCCGGUUGGGGGGUACCACAGUCACAGGGGUGAAGAGACCAGUAGGCGGAGGGUUGGGGAGCGUGCUCAGUAAGAUCAGCAAGAAGCCCAAAAUGAGCACCUUGGUGAAAUCUAAGCUAGACUGGGACACCUACAAGAAGGAAGAACAGAUAGAAGAAGACCUGGCCAUCCACAACAGGGGGAAGGAAGGUUACCUGGAGAGACAGGCCUUCCUACAGAGAACAGACCUGCGUCAGUUUGAGGUGGAGCGCAACAUGAGGAUGGCCAAUAGGAACACGCCAAGAUAACACCUGCAGGAAACCACCCUCUGCCCACACUGGAGGAUGGCCAAUCAGAACACGCCAAGAUAACACCUGCAGGAAACCAUCCUCUGCCUACACUGGAGGAUGGCCAAUCAGAACACGCCAAGAUAAAACCUGCAGGAAACCAUCCUCUACCCACUAUGGAGGAUAGCCAAUCGGAACACACCAAAAUUACACCUGCGGGAAACCAUCCUCUAUCCACACUGGAGGAUGGCCAAUCAGAACACUCCAAGAUAACAC